Molecule: messenger RNA, 9271 nt
Organism: Rhipicephalus microplus (southern cattle tick)
Lineage: Eukaryota; Metazoa; Arthropoda; Arachnida; Ixodida; Ixodidae
Product: hemicentin-2
Biological process (GO): cell-cell adhesion
Cellular component (GO): cell-cell junction; plasma membrane
Molecular function (GO): cell adhesion molecule binding
Source: RefSeq, a predicted model, not a curated record
GGACACGUGGUGCGCUGCUCUGGCACGGCGAGCGGCGAGCGAGGGCCCCUUCCGAGCAGCGUUCCCAUCAUUGAUCCCAGCGCGGCGGUCGGUCCGCUGCUGAGUGAGCCGGAGUGAGUGCGCCGUCAACGUUGCUUGGCCCCCGACUGUGUUGUGGCUCGUCCCCGGACAGCACGCCGUGUGGAGGAGACAGACAUGCGCCGCGUCCCUCGGAAACCCUGGUGCGUGCCCGGAUGAGACGCGGACGUUGGUUGAUCCGGAAGUAGUGGACGCACAAGCUGCUCUGCUAGUGUGUCUUCCUUCGUUCGUGAGGUGCGCGGCUGGUCAAUGACGGUGUACCGUUCUCGGCCCCGAAACGAAAGAACCCACUGCCCGGGCCGUCGUGCGAAAGACCAUCGGCCCGGAGUGAUGGUGUACGUUCUCGUGCCACCGUUGCUGCUUCUCCUGUCGGCGAUCAUCGGAAUAGGUCCCGACUUCGCUUCAGGCCAGGAGACGACCGUGACUGGCCUGGUGGGUGAGUCGGUGCGGCUGCCCUGUGACGUGGACGUGAAGCGCUGCGGGAACGUCUACUUCAUCACGUGGACCAAGAACGUGUCCGACGUGUGGAAGCGCAUCUACCUGUACAGCAAUGACGUGGAGAAGCCGCUCCAGGAGCUGGCCAACCCGGACCGGGCCGAUUUCUUCCUGCGCAACUCGACAGCGCAGCUCGAGAUCUUCCCGCUGCGAUUGGCCGACGAGGGCCAGUACAAAUGCGACGUCACCUACGUCAGGGGAAAGUGCCCCUCCCUCUCCUACGCCAACCUCAUCACCCUGGCCAAACCGAGUGUGCCGGUGAUCGAGAUGCAAGGGCAGACACUCGAGAGUGGCGCCACGGUUGGACCACUGCAGGAGGGCGACGUGCUCAGCCUGACGUGCAAGACGUUCGGCGGCAAGCCCAUCCCAAAGGUGGCGUGGUACAAGGGCGACCUGCAGCUGUCCGCCACCGUGGACGAGAGCCGCGGCGAGCGCGGCGCGGGAGACGUGGCGUCCACUUUCGCGACGCCCCUCAGCCGCCAGGACCUCGGCUCGCGCUUCGAGUGCACCGCCACCAACGAGGCCCUCGAGCAGCCCAUCCGCAGCUGGGUCGAGCUCGAUCUGCACGUGAAGCCCCUGGAGAUCGAGAUGGAGAGUCCCAGCAUGCCCGCAAAGGCGGGUACUGCCCUGCAGGUGCGCUGCGUCAUAUCCGGCGCGCGACCCGUCGCAGAAGUGGUGUGGUACAACCGGACGACGCGCAUGACGCACCAGCCGCAGCCCGCAGUCGAGCCUCUGGGCGACGGCACCUUCCGCACAGUGAGCACGCUCGAAGUUGUGCUGACGCGCCAUGACCACGAAGGCAGCUUCAGCUGCAAAGGCAGCAACCCUGUGCUGGACGCCUCCGGGGAGCCACCGCUCGAAAGAACCGUAGACCUGCUCGUUCUCUAUCCACCGGAGGUGAAAAUCGAGCAGAGCCGGGUGGGUGUGGUUAAGGAGGGCGGCCACGUGGUGCUGCACUGCUCGUACACGGCCAACCCGCGCAUGAUCCUCGACAUGCGAUGGUUCAAGGACGACGCGCCUCUGCGGUUCGACCAGGACGAUCGGCUGGAGCCCAGCAAUCCGGGGCUGCCCACGCUCACCAUACGGCAACUGACGAGGAGAGACCGUGGACGGUACAGCUGCGGCCUGCGAAACGACAUCGGCUGGGGAAACUCUACAAACAUUGCCCACUUGGACAUCCUGUACGUGCCGACGGUGGCGGCGGUGGUGUCUCCUCCGUUCCUGGAGGAAGGCCCCGGCACUCGAGUGACCCUGUCGUGCAACGUGCUCGAGGGCAACCCGGGUCAGCUGCGCCGCGUGCGCUGGCACCGCGACGGCGAGCUGCUCAACGAGAGCACCGAGCGCGUGGUCGUGUGGGCCGACGUCAUGCGCAACGCCACGGGCAACUACUCCUGCCAGGGCGAGAACGACGCCGGAUGGGGGCCCGUGUCCGACACCCAGGAGCUGGCCGUCUAUUAUCCUCCCGGUCCCGCGAGCGUCGUGCACGCGAGCGAGUACGCCGUGAAGGGCAAGACGACGACCCUGAGCUGCGUGGUUGAGGACCCGGGCCUCCCGCCGGCGACGCACUAUCGCUGGGAGUUCGAAGGCGAGCUCAUCGCCACCGCCACCGAGGCCGAACUGGUGACGCCGCCCGGAAGUCUGACGUCACGCGGCCGAUACUCCUGCGCGGCCGUGAACGACGUCGGAGCUGGACCCAGCGGAGACUACGAGCUUCCCGUGCUGGCACCGCCGUCGUUCAUCGACCACCUGCCCGGCGUGCACGGGGCGCUGCAGAACUCGACGGACGUGAGCCUGUCGUGCCGCGUGGAGUGCGAGCCGGCCUGCGUGAUCGAGUGGCUGCGCGCCGGCGAGAGCAUCGACUACAGCCCGCAGUUCAGCAUCCAGAGCACGCCACACCCGGAGGAGCCCGCGGAGAACCGCUUCGCCUCGGUGGUGAGCACGCUCAAGUUCGACAUGACGCAGUGGCCCGGCGGCGUCCUCGACCGGAACUUGGACAACACCACGUUCACGUGCCGCUCGAGCGGCAACCUGGUUGGCCGAGCGGUCUCCUCGACGACGCACUUCGAAGUCGAGUAUCCCCCGGAAGACAUCGAGGUGUCUGAAAAACACUUGCUCGUCGACGAGGGAAACGUGGCCGAAGAGAUUACGUGCACGGCCAACUCGAAGCCGCCGAGCGAGUACAUGUGGAUGUACAACGACCAGGUCAUCUCGGACAGCCCGCUGCUGUUCAUGAACUACAGCCUCGGCCGUGAACGCAGUGGCAACUACACUUGCGUCGCUAGCAAUCGUCACGGAUCGACGUCCGCAAACACCUACAUUGACGUCAUCUACCCACCCUCGUGCGUGCUGUACACGAGCAAGAAUUCGGAGGGCCAGGUGACACUCAUCUGCGAAGUGGACGCCAACCCAGCGCAGGUCAACAUCACCUGGAUGUUGGGCAACGAGACGAUCGAGCGGAACAUUUACUCGGAAGGACUGCGCAGCAUAUACACCGUGCCCGACUCGACAGCUCCCGAGUACUACGGCCUCUACCUCUGCCAGCCCAACAACUCCCUGGGAGGCGCAGAGUGCGAAUACCGAGUGAAUGGUCCCGGCGAUGCCUACAACCAUGUAUACCUGGACGAUGAGCAAGUUAUGAUGAUUACGGGCAUCGCGGGACUUAUCGUUUUAAUAUUCAUUAUUAUCAUCGUUGUUCUGGUGCUUAUAAUGAAGAGAAAGCGGCGGAGAGAUCUCAACAGCCCGGUGAAGGCAAAGUCAAAGGCUGGAGCCGAACCGGUGUACCAGAACGUCGAAGGCAAGACGGAAAACGGGCCCCCAUCGAUGGCGAACAACGAGCCUGAGAACAGGGCCACGUACGAGAACAUGCCUUUCCACCCUCAGAGGAAUUCCAAGGGGGUGCAACUUCUGCGCACUAACCACCGUGAAGGGGUCGUGUACGCAGACCUCGCGUUGCUCAACAACUCGCACAAAGCGGCAGUCCUGUCCUCUAGAAGGGAAGGCGGUCCCACGGAGUACGCCACGCUCAAAUUCCACCAAACGCUAGACAACGCAGCGGCCGCCUUACAGGCCCGAUAUCAAUGACGAGCUCCUGUACGCUGACAUGUACGAGGAUGUGAAAGCUGGCCGGAUGCCGGACCCUCGCCUGGUCAAGCCCCCAUUGCCCCCAAAGGGAGGCGCCGGCCCUCCGCCGCCACAGCCCCAAGUGCCGCCCAAGGCCCGCAAGAAGGCAGGCCGCAGUGGCGCCAAGUCAGGCGACUGAGCAACUGCUGCUCCCAGCACCAACCGCGCCGCCGAGCCGCUACAGCAGCUUGAUGCCGUCACGGGAUUUCCACUGCAGUGAGGCCGAGAAUGUCAGGGCAGACAGGCCUCGGAAUAUCGCGCGGAGUCUGCGAUAGAACUUGAGUUAGGAGGCAUCCGAGUAACACACAUCAGUACUUCGCGAGGACAUCCUCAAGCCCACGUCACGAUCGAAGUGCACUCGGACUAAAAAGCAAAAUGGCGCAGAAUCUCUGAAACUCCAAAAUAUAAUUCAAUUGCUUUAUUUUACGGUGUGGAGGUCUUCAUCCAGUAUUUUUGCUUCAAAAUGUCUAGACUUUCUGGGCUUUUUUUUUUCUUGCAACAUUUCUUGAUGCUUUUGGGAACGUUCCAUCACAUAAACUGAUUCGGCGUCUUUUCUAACAGAACCAUCUGGAUUAGGCUUUUGGUGUCUCCGAAUGACAGCAAAAGCUAUCGCUAUCGUUAGGACUUUUCGAGAAAGCAAAAGCGAUCUGCUAGGACUCCACUUACCACCCUAGCGAAGCGGCUUGCAAGUGAUAUUCUGCGCCUGUCUCUGCGUUCGCCUGAGGGCGAGGCAGUCUCGGUCUCGUUCUACCGUCGGGUGGUCUUCGAGACUCCGAACACGUCCGGCCAUCGCUUCGAUGACAGCACCUCCGCCUCCUGCUCGAGGGAGCUCAACAGGCGGUGUUCAUCGAGUAGAUCGCCAUCUGCUGCUGGCAGGAAGCUAAAGAGGCGCACGCCUUCUUACCUCGGUGGCCCGACGCCUGGCGGCGGUGAUAACCUUCUCUCGGCACGGCAGCUUGCCGGCGGCGGCGUACUAUUGAUGAGUCAUAGCUGGCGCGCGAACCGUCGUGUAAAUAUUCCGUCUUCGUUUCGCCCGUCGUCUCUUGGUUUGUGCUUGUGUUUUUUUUCGCGUCAUCGACUGGGUCGAUGCGAUAUUCCGUGCAAUGUACGCUAACGUAGCGAGUGAACGCUCGGCUGCCGGUAUUGGCGCUCUCUGAGAAAGCAACAGGGCACUUUCAUGAACCAUGCAUAAGUGAUAGAGCGAGAUGUCAUGUCAGUAUGGGGAGGUUUUAGGCGGUUGUUGUGUAGUGGAGGUUUAGAAGGACUAAAGAGAGAAAAAAUUUCAACAAAUGCCUCUGUGGAUGAUGAUGCUGGAGAAAAGAGAGCUGAAAUUCGAUCAGAAGGAGUAAGCCAAUACUGCGUUAUGUACAUUAUGUACUCCGUCACACAAUUGAUGCACAAUGUAACCGAAAAAUUUGAGGAAUUUUAUGGACUGGUGGACGGGGUUGCAGAGCUCAGUCUGAGACGCACCUCUAGUCUAACUAUAAGCCUGCUAAAAAACCUGAUACUGCGACAUACAUCAUCCGCAUAUUGUAUCUAGAAUUGACGUGUGAAACCGUGAAACAUUAUGAUUAUUCUGAGAACUGCAAUGCAGCGCACCUAUCGUUGACUUUCAGCCUAAGUGUUCAUUCGGGGUAGUCAAUUUUAUAUUUUCGCUAAGCAAUCUCUAAAUAUAUACCUCUGUUUGGCGUUGGCCCGGACAAAGAUUGCUUGCCAGGUCGCUGCACCAGCAACGCGAUUACCGGGCCAGCGAUCCACUUUCGCAAGUGUCUCGCACAGGCUUACGUUGGCAGCGUCUGCGCAAGCUCCGACCCGCUCCGGCGUUCUUAACCAAACUAGACAUCCCAGCCCCUGCUUGGGACAGCGGUAACUGAGAGGCUGGUGUAGCUUGACUGGGCGUUCCGCUCUUCACCCUCCACACUCGCCAUACUCUCCCGGGGUUUUUCGAAUUCUAAAUUACGAAACGCCGCGCUGGGCAAAUUGGCUGGCUCCGGUGGUAAUUCCCACGGCGGGGGGCCUCACCCCUCGAUUAUCCCUUCCUUCGCCUCUCACUUGCAAACAGUGGCGCCGUGGAAGUGCAUCCAACGACCGACCCCUCCUCUUUCUCACGCAGCCUGGCUUUUCGCCCAUCACAUUCAGCUCCCUUCUAUCCAACGCAUCCCGGCCCAGAAGACUCGCGUCAGCGUCUGCUCGCCGUUUACUCAGAGCAGCUAAACCCCCCUUCGUUCUCGCCUUCGUUCGAAGCUCGAAGCGUGUGUUCCAAAUGACGCUAGUAUAGCGGAAAGUAAUGAAAAAAAAAAUAGCCAGACAGCAAAUAAAGACAGGAACUAGUGAAGAACCGCGAGAGACAGCUUGACAGAAACGUGCCGCGUUAAAGUGCCCGCCGCCAGCCGAGACUUCCCAGCACGGAUAGUCGCAGCGGAGUAUUCCAUCAGACCACGUCGUGAUCGGCUCCGCGUUCGUGUGGCUUGCACGUCUCGCUUCUCGCGAAUACGGCACUGGGUUGUUCUGUGAUCACCGUGUGCUCUCUUUUUGUAUUUGUUUCGCUUCUACUACGCUUCGUCGGAUGCGUUGGCCACGCCGAGCCCACCAUCGACACUCCAGCUGCAUCGCGCCCGGAUUAAGUGUGGCGCACAACGCCCAGGGAGAGACCAACGGCCGCCCCCGACUCCGACGCAGCAGCUUCCCCCAUUGACACGCCCGUCCUGACGCCUCCCUUGAACGGACACACGCACACUACUACAACGUUAUGUCGACCAGUGACGCAUUGGGUUCCUCGUGGCGACGAAGAGAAAAAUAACUCGUGCUACACGUACACUCCAAAGGCACAUGCAACAGAUGUUACACGUUGGCAACACGAUAACUGCAAGCGCGCUUUGCUGAGAGUCAUCUGUGUAUAAAGGAGAAGCAAAUAUAUUUCACGAAGAGUCGGUGAUUUGACGAGCUACAACGCCUUGUGGGGCAAGCGUGAGUGGUGACGGAGUAAAAUACGUCACUGGACAAAACUAAACUCUGAAAAUGGAUACACGAUCGACAUGAAAGAACUCUGCAGAUACUGAGGGGGACUUGUAAUAAUAUUUCGUUGAACGUGCGAUGAUAGGUGCGUCUCUUGUUUUCCUCGUACUGCUGUGCGCGGGUUUCCCAAACUCUGUGUUUUCUUUCGCUGUGAAUCGAGCGUGUGCGUGCUGCAGACUGUAGCGCUGCCCUUGUGAAUCUGUGUUAAGAACGUUGCUUCUCAUUUUUGUUCAUUUUAUUUUCAUGCUGGCAGAUCGGUGCAUCAUGUUGUUUUCUUUCUGCGGAAUCGCUUUACCUGAAACGACUCUCGUAAACUCACGUGUAUGCGUUAGCGCACACGCUUUCUACGGGCACUCUAUCAUAUCAAUUGUACUAGCUACUUAAAUUGAAUUUCACUAUAUGAUAGUGAUGAGAAAAUGAACAUGGAAAGGAGAGAACGAAAAACCUUGUCAUGGGAUCUGCUUUUGAAUUUGUUUAUGAAUGAAAAUCAAUGUAGGGAAUACCGGUAAACUAGAAACUGCUUACCAAGCAUAAUUCAAAAUUUGGCGUUGAAAGAGCCACUCCGUGUUCGUGUCGCGUGAUAAUGCGAGUACUCUGUGUUUUCUCACUUUGUCUCCAGAUGCUUUGGUACUUUUCUCCAAGUAUCUUUGAAUAUGUGUUGUUUUCUUGGUUGUGUGUGAUUUUCAAGGGAGACAGAGCCAUGAUUGCCCAAUGUUGUUGUUGUGAGAGAUACUAUUCACCGAGUGUUCGCAGAUGAGGGCUUCGUGAGUUUUUUUUUUUGUUUCACUUGCUUGCAAUUCACGUUGUUCGCGGGUGCCAUGGGUACGUGCAGUCUUUUAAAACACAGCGGAAAGCGAAAUUAUUGCUGUCCUAGUUUGUACAUUGCCUGACCUCACUGUGUGUGUGUGUGUUGUCACGAGCCUUGUCUUGAGGCAGGCUGCCGGAAGUAUUUGUUCCUUUGUACAAUGAAAUGACAGUGCCGGCUGUUAAGAGCCAUACUAGAUGUGUUCUUUUUUUUCCUUGUACAGUGGACAUAAUGGCUGUUACACCAAAGAAUAUGUAAUUUUAUGCCCUAGAUAUUUAUUUGUUGUAUGCUUUUUGUGCAUAAAUAUGGAGCAUUAUACUUGUUUAUAAGAUGGUUAGAAGUAUGUUGCGCGGCGGGCCUCGUUUUUGUUUCCCGUUUUUUGCUUUACAACGGAUGUUUGGCUUACUCGGCUUUUAAGUUUAUUCAGUUUUUUUUUAAGAUGGUUGCAUACUUUCGCACGAUUACUGCUUUACAGAGACAUUUCAUACAUUUCGUGGCCACUAGUAUGCGCAAUCUUCAUGUUAAAAUAUUGCGGAACCAUCAGCUUCAUCAGCUUCCUGCGACCGAAGAACCUGAGCUAGCCCAAAGUGUGAAAAAUAUCUGAUAUCAUCCUUUCAGUGAUGCGCAGGCUAGGCUUCCGCAUAAAAACAGACGUCGUCUCAGCAAAUGCAGUUAGCUGUGACGCAGGUUUAGCAUUAGUAAUGCUUGCCUGCAGCUUACCUGUGGAAAAAUGCCUAGAGAAAAGAGCGGGAGCGAAUAUUAAAGGGGGAGGAGGAUUUAAAGCCAAAGAACGGAGAUGUUAGCGAGCGAAUAUUAAAAAUCCCUCAUCAGCCAAACGGGAAGUAUGGCCGUUAAACCCCCGCACUAACUUUUUACAUACACAGACCGAAGCGUUAACGAUGCUUUAUUUGGCAACCUUCGGUGAACUUAACUCGAGUGCGAAAGCGUAUGACAGGUAUUUUAAGAGACUACACCAAUCUGAUGAUAGCAGCCUUUCGUAACUUUUCUUUAAAUAUUUCUGUCACUUUAGCUUUCGCUUGAACGCAGGAGGUGUAAUCUGUUUGCUUAGGCCAUGCUCAGAAACAUAUUCCGUCAUUGCAUACGCGAAAAUGAUGAUAAUAUUAGGAGUGCAUUGCGAUACUGAACUCCGUUUCACCAGCGUUGCUGUAGCUAAACGGAACAUCUUGAACAAUAUGUUAUUCGCGCGAUGUCCUCAGGGCAGCGUUUCUCUACUUGUGAUCGGUUUGGCAGGAUUUACGUGUUCAUCGCAUCUAAUUUGACCUCUUAUAAACAAAUAAAGAACGUGCAUUGUUUUCUAUCUGUGUUUCAAGACUUGUAAAACCCGCAUUUGACAUAUAGGCACGAAGUGUGACAUCCUUGCGCCUGUUGAACAAUUAUUAAGCCAAGUCAUAAACUAGUCAGAGGCGCUAGUUUCAUCUCGUGUUCUCGGUUGCGCGUGCUUUUUGUACACUCCUGCUUAUUUAUUUCCUGUAGUAGCGACCGUACUUCAAGUGGAUUUACAUAUUUUCGCAAUAUAGGUUUUCAAGAAUGAAGAGUUGUGAGUUUGAGCGUGACCUACUGUUGUGUUUUUAUUAUGUCACUUAAUCCUUUAAAAAUGAAAGGCAGCGAGAAAGGCCGACGAAAUAUCUGGGUGCCUCACUGUAAAUGAACCGUAAUAUUUUCUAUCAAUUUCCUAUGUACAAUGAACACUGAAUAAAGUACGAUGAUAGUUAAUAAAAUGAAUGAAAUGCACCAAAA